ACGCCCUGGGAGGCGGCUGCGAGCUGGCCAUGAUGUGCGACAUCAUCUACGCCGGGGAGAAGGCGCAGUUCGGGCAACCCGAAAUCCUGCUGGGAACCAUCCCAGGUGCCGGCGGGACGCAGAGGCUGACCAGGGCAGUGGGGAAGUCGCUGGCAAUGGAGAUGGUGCUCACCGGGGACCGGAUUUCAGCAAAGGAGGCAAAGGAGGCAGGUCUGGUCAGCAAGAUCUACCCUGUGGAGAAGCUGCUGGACGCAGCCAUCGCCUGCGCUGAGAAGAUUGCCAGCAACUCCAAGCUGGUGGCUGCCAUGGCAAAGGAAUCAGUUAAUGCUGCCUUUGAAACGACACUGACAGAGGGGAACAGGACAGAGAAGCGCCUCUUUUACGCCACCUUUGCCACUAGUGACCGCAAGGAGGGGAUGACAGCAUUCGUGGAGAAGCGCAAGGCCAACUUCACCGACAGCUGAGCCCAAGAGAUGCAGGUCCCUGGGGUGGUGCAGGUCCCCACGGCCUCCUGCAGCCCGUCCACCCCCUGCCUUACCCCGCAGAGGGGACCGGGACCCGUCGGUGAGCAAUACGUGUUUGGGGUGACAGCCAGCAGUGGGGACCACCUCUGCCUUCGCUAUUAAAAGGUUUUCUAGGUGCUGCUGGGA
Molecule: messenger RNA, 650 nt
Organism: Cyanistes caeruleus (blue tit)
Lineage: Eukaryota; Metazoa; Chordata; Aves; Passeriformes; Paridae
Source: RefSeq, a predicted model, not a curated record